AUGGCUUGCGUGCAGUCUGUCCUCUGCAAAGAAGCGGCGCCGGGAUCCUUGAACCCUUUGCCGGGAACGGAGACGCACACCGUAGCUCAGGAAACUUGCACUUCGUGUGGCAUCGGUCAGCCCGAGGAAUCGGGACGGGUGGACAUUGACUUUCUGGAGGUGGUGAAAAGGCAUAUCCUGAGCAGGUUACAGAUGAGGGUAAGACCCAACAUCACCCAUUCUAUCCCGAAGGCGGCGAUGGUGACUGCGCUUCGGAAACUCCACGCCGGUAAAGUGCGCGAGGAUGGGAGAGUAGAAAUCCCGAAUCUGGAUGGACACGCGACCAGCAAUGCCAACGAAGUGCUGGAGGAGAGCUCGGAGAUAAUCAGUUUCGCAGAGACAGGUGUGUAAUUAUUGUAUCUUAUAGGCAGGCUACCGUUUACUCUAUUGUAUUAGAAAAAAACAAAAAUAAAACCACUUUUACGCACAGACCAAGCUGGGUCCGGUGCGUAACGUUUGGACUACACAGUUGAUCAAGGUGAUGCAGCGCAUCAUCCCCCGCCCCGCUAAGAGCAGAAAGUGUCUGUGAUUUCAAAACAAUACAUUCACAAAUUCCUUAAAGUAGGCACAGUUUUUUUUAAAUAUUGUGUAUUUGUAUUUAAAGGGUAGGGAGCAUGAAACCAGAAAUCAACUGAUGCGGGUUCAAUGCAUACAGGAAAAGUCAGUCAAAUAGCUUGAAAUAUAAUAAUUAUUAGUAUUAUUUGAAAUAUAAAACUAAACAAAACCAAAUGUUGCUUGUGUUUAUCAUUUAUAGAUGUUUUACAUGAUUAUUUUCCCCCCAACUGUUCUGCAAACACUUUUGGUUAUUUGGUAACCCAUUGCUGGUUAACUAGUGGACAGAACACAUGUUGGGUUGUUUUGACCCAGCCAGUUGGUUUGGGUGAAUAACCCAACAUGUUGGUUUGUUGGGAUUACACAAACAUGGGUUAAUUUAACAAUCAGUUGGGUAUUUUUUACACUCAUGCUGAGUGGACCUAGCAGCUGGGCCAUUUUUAAUGUAAUCCUCAGGUUAUUUUCAGGAGGCCUGUUUUAUUAGGGGCGUGGCUUUCAGCUAGAUCUUAUUGGCCACCCUUGAGUUUAGUUUAUUAGGAUCCCCAUUAGCUAUAGUCAUGGCUAGAAGGGAUCAAGGUUUUGUCAAAUUAACAGUUGCCUUUUUUGGCGUUUUAGCUAACCAUAACCCUUUUCCUAACCUUAACCUAAUUGUCUUAAUCUGCUACAUACAUUCUCCUAACCAGCUGCGUAAAUUCUCCUAACUUCCUACGAAAAGUCAAAUCUGACUUUAAUUAGACAAAAGCUGGAUCCCUUCUAGCCAUGGCCAUUAGCUACUGCACAUGCAGCAGCUACUCUUCCUGGGGUCCACAUCAGUGGAGGCUGCUGAGGGGAGGACGGCUCACAUAAUGGCUGGAACGGAGCAAAUGGAAUGGCAUCAAGCACAUGGAAACCAUGUGUUUGUUGUAUUUGAUACCAUCCCACCAAUACCGCUCCAGCCAUUACUAAGAGCCCAUCCUCCCCAAUUAUGGUGCCACCAACCUCCUGUGGUCCACAUAAAACCUACAAAUACAUGACAAAGUACAGAACAGUAAUAGACAAGAACAACAUAAAAUAUUAUAUUACAUUCAAAAUAAAAAUAGUUGUGUAUAUAGGAAAGACACCAAGAUUCAACAAAAAUACUAUUUACACACUAUUCACAUAUACAUAUUCAUUUUCUUGUAUACAGUACAGUUAAAUUAGAUCUUUAGAAAUAGGAGAGGUGCUGUGAUACAAUAUGUUUUUUUUAAAUCUGUGUUUUAAAGCUAGACUUGCAUUUUGCCUGAGUAACCUCUGGUGGAAGAGCAUUCCACGAUGACAUGGCUCUAUACAUAACUGAGCGACGCAUUCAAUCUGUUUUUGGUUUGGGUACCGUGAAGAGACUUAUAGUGGCAUGUCCGGUGCGGUAUGUCUGUUUGAAGUGUAUGCAAAUAGAUUAUCCAAGUGGUUAGGCAUUUCCAACACACAAAUGUUUCUUAAAAAGACUAGAAGAGAAGUAGUCAAUUUCUCCUCAACCUUCAACCAUGAAAGACUAUCAUGCAUGUUGUUGAUGUUAGUUCUGUGUGUGCAGUUAAGGGCAAGGUGUGCUGCUUUGUUUAGAGCCAGCUGCAGUUUUUCUAGGUCUUUCUUUGCUGCACCUGACCAUAUUACCGGACAAUAAUCAAGAUGGGACAAGAUCAAAGCCUGAACAACUAGUACAGUUGAUCUUUGUUUAAAAAACGCAGAACAUAUUUUUAUAACAGACAUACCUCUCCCCAACAACAACUUUGUCAAUAUGACUUGACCAUGAUAACUGACCAUCCAAUGUUAGGAGUUCAGCUUCUUCAACUUGUUCAAUGGUCACACCCUUCAUGCACAACUCCAGUUGAGGUUUAGAUCUAAGAUAAUACUUUGAACCCAAUACAAUGCUUUUGGUUUUAGAUUUAUUUAAGACCAGUUUGUUGUUAAUUACCCAUUCUAGCACUGACUGUAACUCCUUGCUAAGAGUCUCAGUGAACUCCCUGGCUGUAGGUGCUGAUGUGUAGAGUGUGCAAUCAUCAGCAUACAUAGUAAUUUUAGUUUCUUGUAAGACAAGUGGCAAAUCAUUUGUAAAAAAUAGAGAAGAGUAACAGCCCAAGGCAACUGCCCUGAGGGAUACCACACUGUACAUAUCUGAUGUUAGAGAAGCUUCCAUUGAAGAAUCCUCUCUGAGUUCUAUUGGAUAAGUAACUCUCCAACCAUGUGAUGGCAGGUGAUGUAAAGCCAUAACAAUUGAGUUUUUUCAAUAACAAUUUAUGAUCAAUAACAUCAAAGGCUGCACUGAAAUCUAAUAAUACAGCUCCAACUAUCAUAUUAUUAUCCAUUUAUUUUAGCCAAUCAUCAGUCAUCUGAGUCAGUCCAGCACAAGUUGAGUGCCCUUCCCUAUAUGCAUUCUGAAAGUCAGUAGUUAACUUGUGCUUUAAAAAAGAGCUUUGUAUUUGUUCAAACACAAUUCUCUCCAUCAGUUUACUAAGAACAGGCAGCAAACUGAUUGGGCGGCUGUUAGAACCAGCAAAGGGAUCUUUACUAUUUUUAGGUAGUGGAAUUACUUUAGCUUCCUUCAACGCCUGUGGACACACUCCUUUAGGCUUUGGUUAAAGACAUGGCAAAUAGGGGCGGCAAUACAGUCUGCUACCAUUCUCAAUAGUUUCCCAUCUAGGUUGUCUGUACCUGGUGGCUUAUCAUUAUUGAUGGAUAACAAUCGUUUUUCAAUCUCUUCCACACAAAUUUGACCAGAUUUAACAUUGCAAUCCUUCUUUUUCAUUAUUAGAUCUUCAAUACACAAAUAUGAUGGUUCACUGUUCAAUGUUGUCAUUUCACUUCUCAGUUUGUCUACUUUACUGGUGAAAUAGCCAUUGAAAUGAUUGGCUAUAUCAAAAGGUUUCGUUAUAAAUGACCCAUCAACUUCAAUGUUAAGUUGCUAAGUUUAGUCACAAAAUGUCUCAAUUUACAGUAUGUCGACCAAUCAGCUGAGCUGCCUGACUUGUUUGCCACUCUAUUUGCAUAAUUUCUUUGAACCAUAAAAUUCUUCAAUUCAUCAUCGAUCCAGGGGGCUCUAACAGUUCUCACAGUUAGUUUCUUAACAGGUGCAUGUUUGGCAACAAUUGACAAGAAUAAUCCUCCAGGUGUUGCAUCUGCGUUCUCCUCCUUAUACACAUCAGACCAACAUACAUUUUUCAACAAAAGAGUCCUCAGAAAACAUUUAGUAUGAUCUCUUAUAAAUAACUUUAGGCCCUGCCUUUGGUACUUUGGCUUUCCUUGUUAUUGCCACAAUGUUAUGGUCACUACAGCCAAUGGGAACUGAUAUUGCUUUGGAGCAAAGCUCUGUAGCAUUAGUGAAGAUAUGAUCAAUACAAGUGGAUGUCACAGAUCCAACACUAUUGGUAAACACUCUAGUUGGUUGAGUGAUAACCUGAGUCAUGCUACAGGUAUUAUUCACAUGAAGAAGCUUCAUCUUGAGAGGACAACUGUUAGUAUCAGAGACCUUAUCUAACAUCAUAAAUGUCAUUCCUGUUCAUCAUGUUACGUUUACAUACUACAAAUAACAUUUGUCCUUUUUUUUCUCUUCACAUUCUUCUAUAAUAUUAAGAUUAUUUAUUACAUAUUAUAAUAAGGUAUACCACCUUAUUCUAUCCCAACAACAGAUGAACAGGAAUGACAUUUACUCAGGUGGCUAAAAAUAACUAUCUGAAUGUCACGCCCCGACUAAACUAUGCCUCCAGUCUUCUGAUCUGACCUGCUAGGUCAUAUCUCAGUAACCCAGCAUCAAUAACCAGCAGUUUUUAAAGAAAACAACCCAACUAAGUGACCCAACACCUGCAACCCAGCAGUUGGGUCAACCAAACAACCAAGCAUUUGUUAGUGUGAGCAUAGAACAAGUGUGUCCUCAGGCUGAGGUUCCCACCCCCAGAGACUCAUAAAUAAUGUCACUAUAACAGCCUCAUAGCAUUCAUCUUCAAAACAACACACAAAAUCCAUAGUUUGCAUAGAAAAGAUUAAGGGUAUGUAUAAUAUCACAUUCACAUUCAAAAGAAUGAUAUGGGCAAUCCCAAAAAGAUUUGAAAAGCCCAUAAUAUUUUCACAUUAUUCACAAAAAGCUCUGUAACUUUGUACUGUACAUUUGUGUAGAUUCAGUUGGGUUGCCUUCCUUGUGCCUCAUUGCCCUCCUUGCCAGUUGGCAGUAUUACCCAGGGUGGUAGCUGCAGCCAGCUGGUCGUGGCACUGAGAAGAGCUCACACAACAAUUUGCUUAGAGAUGCUUAAAGGGGGACUGGAAAUGAUCAAUGAUGCCACCUGCUUAGGCCCACAUGUAUUCAGAUCAAACCUCUUAUUGCCUCUUAUUCUUAUAGCAGUUGAAGUCACCCCAGAUUUUCUCUAACCAGCUGUGCAUCUCUCCAACACAAUUAGUGUCAGUGAUUCGGUUAGCUGAUCAGAGAAAUGUUCAAAACCAACCCUGUUCUGCUUCUCAAAUACACUUAGAAAAAAAGGUGCUAUCUAGAACCUAAAGGGGUUAUUCGGCUGUUCCCAUAGGAGAACCCUUUUUGGAUCCAGGUAGAACCCUUUUGGUUCCAUGUAGAACCCUUUUGGGUUCCGCUAGUCCCCUGUAGCUCAGUUGGUAGAGCGUGGCACUUGCAACACCAGGGUUGUAGGUUCGUUUCCCACGGGGGGCCAGUAUGAAAAAUGUAUGCACUCACUAACUGUAAGUCGCUCUGGAUAAGAGCGUCUGCUAAAUGACUAAAAUGUAAAUGUAGAACUCCUUUCACAGAGGGUUCUAUAUGGAACCCAAAAGGGUUCUUCUACCUGAAACCAAAAAGGGUUCUACCUGGAACCAAAAAGGGUUCUCCUAUGGGGACAGCUGAAGAACCCUUUGGAACCCUUUUUUCUAAGAGUGUACAGUCAAUCUAAGACACCUGAUGAAAAUCUAAUGUUCACCCAUGCUGAGUAUUUCAUCUGAAUGCCACCCAUAUACAAUGAUUCUACUGUGAUCUUCUGUUGAGAAUCCUGGUACCAGCUAUAAGAUGACCUGAAAGCAGGGCUGCUUUAGAAUGGCUCUACAUCUACAUAAGGUCAGCGCUUUGUGUCAGGACCAUGCAUGCUGAAUGUAGAGUGAACUGGAAUGGUGAACUCACUGCCACUCACUGUUCCGUAUUAGAAUGCAUGGUGUGAGGGACCAUCUCCCUUAUAUAGUCCUAGAGUGGGACUUGGUUGCUGCCUGCACAGUACUUAUGGACUUCAUCAUGCUUGUAUGUUAGACCUUGUAUUUGCCGUUGUUGUGUACGGUUACUAAAGCAGUUGCCUGACAAAGAUGAUAUCACUAUCGCUGACGUGGCAUCUAAAGACACUUUCUCUGCAACUCUAUUUCUGUUCCUGAGAAAGAUUUUUUAAAAAGACUCCUGCACACUGCAUUGGUGCUCUCAUAAGUUCACCUGACAAAUCACUUUCUAAUUGGAUGUGUCUUUUUGGGGAGUAUUCUGUUGUUGAGUAUCCUGUUCCAUCUGAGACAAUUGCCCUCUUUACUCACAGAGUGAAAAAUGGCUCCCUUAGGUUUGUUUCACAAAGCCCCCCCUCUUCCCCUGUCCCGUUGAAAGAAUAAAUAACUGAUACAGUAAUAUAUCAAAGUCAUCCAUCCAUAAACAGAAGAUAGAAUAGAACAUCCAUUUCAACCAGGAGACAUUAGGUCUUAGCUUUUUGCUUAUUGUUGGUCAUAGGGAUGUAGCUCAGUUGGUAGAGCGUGGCGUUUGCAACGCCAGGGUUGUGGGUUCGAUUCCCACGGGGGGUAUGAAAAAAGAAAAAAAGAAUGUAUGCACUCACUAACUGUAAGUCGCUCUGGAUAAGAGCGUCUGCUAAAUGACUAAAAUGUAAUGUAAUGUCUUGACAGCUGUGCUGCCACCCAUGGCCUAGUGCUAGGACAGUCAGAGUGUGGUCUAUAGCUGUCUGUUGACUAAGUCUUUGAGUUGAGAAGUAACAUGGAGAUUACCUGUCUUGUGUUGUGUGAGGCAGUGCAGAUGGAGACUGGCUGGGCAGGCCAGGGCGGCCUCCAUUGUAGCUGAUCCAUGAUGAUGAGGCCCAGGUAGGGUCCCAUCGCUUUGGGCGGCAGACAAGCAAACAGGCAGGCAGAUAGGCAGGCAGCACAGCUCAGUGUUCAGGUUGGAGAGGUGUCCCUUGACGUGUGUGUUUUCCCACUUUCCUUCACCUGACAGCUGCAUGUUGCUCAGUCAGUCACAGAGUAUUCAUGUAGAGUGUUGCUGAUGGGCUCUCAGGUUUAGACGUUUUUACUCUCACUGGAGGACUGGGAAGAAACCAUAUAUUUCAGUUACUGCCUUAGCUACUGAAGAUGUUACUGUCUCUUAGGUUUCUUUAGGUAGUUCAAGGUUCAGGUCUUGUCUUGAUCAACAAACUGCAUAGUGGUGCAGGGAGCCUGACCAGGCAAAGUCAGUGAGUGUGUAAGAGUAGGAGUUGUUUUGGUCAUGUCAUGUUUUGGGCACUGACAAGUGCAAGUUCAAUUUGAAUUUGACUUUUGACCCUGACUCUACGCUACCCUACCCUAACCCGAACCUGAACCUACCCACACAUGAAAACAAUAUGGCACAAACCAAAAAUAAGUAAACAUUGGCACGCACUGUACAGCCAGACACAGUUUCUGUGGUGAUAGUUGGGUUGUUGGAAAGGCCAGCUAGUUUCAUGUAAAUUGCUUUUUUUGCUUGAUCAUUAAUCCACUGUGAAGCUGUGCUCCUCUUCACUCAAUGUGCCUGGCUUUACUGUGCAUUUUCUUCCUUUACAUCACAUUACUGUGCAUUGUGUAAGCAGUUAGGCUCAGUAAGCUCUUGUUUUUCUGCAGUAUUCACAGCAAAGCCUUUGAGCCUUUGUACUUGGCUCUGAUAAGCCCUCUUCCCCAUACCCAGCCUGACUCAGGGCCAGAGGCAACUUCAAGUGGGCCUGAUCCCAGAUCUGUACUGUCAUUGUCACUGUCGAGGCUCUCUAUAGGCAAGGGCCAGAUGGAACUGAUUCCAGACCUGCUGAUGCUGCACUGUCAUUGCAGUCCCCAUGUAGGCCUACGUGACAAGACCAGGGCCUGUAUUCAUAAAGCGUCUCAGAGUAGGAGUGCUGAUCUAGGAUCAGGUCCCCCCUCUUAUUCAUUAUGAUCUAAAAUACAAAACCGAUCCUGGAUCAGCACCGUGAGACGCUUUGUGAAUACGGGCCCUGGAUCAAGAGGAGGCUGGUGUCUCUGUUAGAGCUGUCUACCAGUGUACACCCAUCCACCAAAUCCCUUUAGUACCAGUCCAAACUCUGUUUACAUCCCAGGCCAGAUAGAGAUGACAGUAAGACAGGCCAUAACAAGGGAAGCCAUAGUAACCGUCUAUCUCAAUUUAAUCCCAAAUUGUUGAACUGUUCCCUAUGUGCCCAGUUCUUGUCCAGCUAUUCAUCCAACAGUCCAAGCUUGGGACCACCCAGUGUGGUAGUAUCUUCUUGAAGCUUUGUCCAAUAUCAGUAAGGUUUUUGAAAGAUGGGUAUUUUUGUUAAUUAAUAGCCAAUGAAUCUGUGUGUUUGUCUCCUCUUUUAGCAUUGCCACACUGACCUUUUAAAGGUUUAAAAUUACUUUUAAACUGACCCUUCCCUAUUCUGUUCCUGUCUUUCCCAGAUGAGCUGGUAUCAUCCAAAUCCAGCCUGUUCUUCCUGAUCUCCAACGAGGGAAACCAGCACCUGUACGUGACCCAGGCCACCCUGUGGCUGUACUUCAGGCUGCUUCCUAACACCCUGGACAAGGGUCCGCGGAGGAAGGUCACAGUCAAGGUGUACUACCAAGAGCCUGGCCUGGGCAGCAAGUGGAACCUGGUGGAGAAGCGUGUGGAGCUGAAGAGGAGCGGCUGGCACACCUUCCCCCUGACCAAUGCUAUCCAGAUGGGGUUCGAGAAGGGCGACCGGCGGCAAAACCUGGACGUGCGCUGCGAGGGCUGCGAGGACCUGGCGGUCUUACCGAUCCUCAUGAACCAGAACGACGAGUCCCACAGGCCGUUUCUAGUCGUACAGGCCCGGCAAGCGGACAACAAGCACCGCAUCAGGAAGAGGGGGCUGGAGUGUGACGGGAGUAGUAGUCUGUGCUGCAGACAGCAGUUCUACAUAGACUUCCGCCUCAUCGGCUGGAACGACUGGAUCAUUGCGCCGUCGGGGUACUUUGGGAACUACUGCGAGGGGAACUGUCCGGCGUACAUGGCGGGAGUGCCAGGGUCGGCGUCGUCCUUCCACACGGCAGUGGUCAAUCAGUAUCGGAUGAGAGGCAUGAGCCCUGGCUCCAUGAACUCCUGUUGCAUCCCCACCAAGCUCAGCACCAUGUCAAUGCUCUACUUCGACGAUGAAUACAACAUCGUCAAGAGAGACGUACCCAAUAUGAUCGUGGAGGAGUGUGGAUGUGCUUGA
Coregonus sp. 'balchen' is the source of this 8999-nucleotide messenger RNA. The record is from the annotation of a GenBank genome assembly. Lineage: Eukaryota; Metazoa; Chordata; Actinopteri; Salmoniformes; Salmonidae.